This is a messenger RNA of Schistosoma intercalatum, 2109 nucleotides long. NCBI's taxonomy places the organism in Eukaryota, Metazoa, Platyhelminthes, Trematoda, Strigeidida, Schistosomatidae. The record is from the annotation of a GenBank genome assembly.
AUGACAAUUUCCAAUAUGGGCUUGUUGACAGUUGGAUCGCCACUAGACUGGCCUGAAACUAAAAAAGUCGCGUUAUUCAUUCGAGAACAGGGUAUCAAACAGUUCUUAUCAUUGUAUCACAAACUGAAUUCACGAAUGAAGCAUACACUGAAAUGGGGUGAUGAGAUUGAGUACACAUUGGUUCGCAUUGACCCUUCGACACAUGCAGCACAACUCUAUCUUGGUGCUUCGGAGUUGUUAAAGUUGAUAAAUGAAAAGAAAAGUGAUAUCAGUGAUGAAAUAACUUGGCAACCCGAGUAUGCUGAGUAUAUGAUAGAAGGAGUACCUAGAAUUCCUUUUGGACGACUAUUGGAUGCUUUUAACACUGUCGAGUGCAACAUGAAAAAAAGACGAUUAGAUUUAGUGGCGAAUCUUCCUGAAGAUUGCAUCGCAUUGACAAUAUCAGCCUUUCCACGAUUGGGUUGUGAUGACUUUUGCUAUCCAGUUGCCAAACCAACUCCUGAUAGUGGUGCUUCCAGAAGUUUGUUUUUUCCAGAUGCAGCUAUUACUCAAGGACAUCCACGUUUUAAAACGCUAACGCGUAACAUUCGUGAACGGCGUGGAGCUAAAGUUGCUAUAAAUGUCCCCAUUUAUCGAGAUACAUGUACACCUCAACCAUUUAUUGAAAAUUUCCCAAAUCAAAAUGAUCCCACUUCAACAUCUGCAGCUUUACCGAAUCAUGUUUAUUUAGAUGCUAUGGGCUUCGGAAUGGGUUGUAGCUGUUUACAGAUCACUUUCCAGGCAUGUUGCAUUGACGAAGCCAGGAUCUUAUACGAUCAGCUAGCGACAAUAUGCCCAAUUGUUAUGGCUUUAAGCGCAGCCACUCCUGCCAUCCGAGGCUACUUACUGGAUUGGGACUGCCGUUGGGGUAUUAUAUCCGCAUCAGUUGAUGAUCGAACAGAAGAGGAGCGAGGAAUUAAGCCUCUCUGCAACGAUCAAUUUGUUAUUCCUAAAUCACGCUUUGCAUCAGUUUCUUUUUACCUUUCCCCAAUGGGCGCUAAAUUCAAUGAUAUUCCACUUGUCUAUAAUAAAGAUUAUUAUAAUACUUUAAUUGAAGGAGGUGUUGAUCAUACAUUGGCAUUACAUGUAGCUCAUCUUUUUAUACGAGAUCCUAUCAGUGUGUUUUCUGAAAGUUUGAAUUGUCCAGAAAAUGAAGAAACAGUUGAACAUUUUGAAACUAUUCAAUCCACCAAUUGGCAGUCAAUGCGCUUUAAGCCUCCACCAUUGAAUUCAUCAAUAGGAUGGCGUGUUGAAUUUCGACCAACUGAAUUACAAUUAACAGAUUUUGAAAAUGCUGCAUUUGUCACUUUUAUUUUAUUAUUAUCUAGAACAAUAUUAAAGUUUAAUUUGAAUUUACUAAUCCCACUUUCAAAAGUUGAUGAAAACAUUGCAACAGCUUUAAAACGUGAUGCUGUUCUUAAUGAGAAAUUCUAUUUUAAACAAGGUCAUUUAAUAACCACAGAUGGUACUCCAGUUGAUUUAGCCAAAUCAUGUUCCAAGUUUAAAUUCAAUCGUACCUAUUCUACACAAUAUGAUCAUUCUGAUUCAAAAUGUACAAUUUGUCGUGAUGAACAAUAUGUAAACGCAUCAUCGUCUUGUAAUUCGACAUCAUCAUUUGCUGAAGUAAAUCCAGACGAUUCCUAUAUGUUAAUGUCGGUGAAUGAAAUUAUCAAUGGAACUAGUACAUUUCCAGGUCUUCUCCCUUUGAUUCGACAUUAUGUUCAAGAAACUGGUGGACAUCUUGAAACUAUUGAUCUUAUUAAUAGUUAUUUGGAUUUAAUACAAAAAAGAGCAUCAGGUGAGUUGAUGACUACUGCCAAAUGGAUGAGAAGUCGUAUCAUGAAACAUCCUGAUUACAAAAAUGAUUCGUGUAUAUCUUCUCAAAUAAAUUCUGACAUUAUAAAAGAAUGUUGGGAUAUUACUAAAGGUAUUAUCCGACCUCCUGAACUUUUACCUCAUGAUUCAGUUACGGUUAACUGUUCUUCUCUACCUUGUAAAUUAAUGAAGAAUUUCAGUGAAUGUAAUGAAUCAAUAAAGUAUACUGUUGUUGAUCAUAACAAUGAUCAUUAA